Messenger RNA from Saitoella complicata NRRL Y-17804, 919 nucleotides. RefSeq lists its product as uncharacterized. The coding region runs from base 36 to 800 and encodes 254 amino acids. Gene Ontology annotation, cellular component: site of double-strand break. Lineage: Eukaryota; Fungi; Ascomycota; Saitoellomycetes; Saitoellales; Saitoellaceae. Gene Ontology annotation, molecular function: damaged DNA binding; flap-structured DNA binding; Y-form DNA binding. Gene Ontology annotation, biological process: double-strand break repair via homologous recombination; DNA double-strand break processing involved in repair via single-strand annealing. The record is from RefSeq and is a predicted model, not a curated record. The transcript has a single exon.
CGGCUCGGCACCCUGCUUUUCCAACGGUGAAACGCAUGCGGCCAGCUACCACUGGUGAUGCGAAUGUUGGUGAGCACGCCGGUAUGGAAUCAGAUCCAGAGGAUACCCCAAGUCAACGCAAGAGGAGGAGAAUCGCUGCCGUUGACACGCCGGCUCUGAAGAAGUUUAGCUCUGACAUCGACCCGAACUAUUCGCCUCAUCGUAACAGAACCGCUAACAGGCCAUCAAGGCAGCCAAGGCAGCCAUUGUUGGGUCCAGAAGUGGAGGCGACAAACAAGGGUCGUGGGAGGUGUGCGAAAUCUGUGUCACGGCCAACGACGGCCAACCAGCCGGGUGUAACUGAUUAUGUUGUCAAUCCGGCAGUGAACAACGGUGUGCCAUUUGCUUAUGCCGAAGUUGAAAGGUCAAGAGAGGCGAGGAAGAGGUUACACGGGAGUGGAUGUCCAUGUUGUACAUCUUUCUACGAAUUGGCUGGAAUGCAACCACUUCCCACCCACGCUCCUCGAUGGCGGUCACCAUCACCACAGGCAGCUCCCAAUCCAGAUUUCAUGAGCAAAGAGGAGGCGGUGCUGGCUCAUAUGAAGGAGGUCUCGCGGCAUAGGGCGGCUAUGCCCAAAGCAAAGUCACCACCUGGAUUCUGGGAGAGUGACUUCCCUACUACACAAGAGGAGAAGACAUACAAGGAGGAAGCAGAGAAGAGACGGAUGGAAAGGCUUAAGAUGAUGGAGGCAGAGGCAAAUAAGAAGGGUGGGAGGUGGAUUAGGAGGGAGGACGCGGGAAGACCUGGUUCGAGAGGGUAAGGAGUUUCAAGACACUUGGAACUAUUAUAGCAUGGAAGUAAUUGGAGGCACUGGCGUUAGACUGAAAGUGACAAAUGCAUUUAUCCAAACCCAGCCCAUUCCACAGAGAAACAUCUCCC